GAAGGAGGAGGAGGUAGCCGGCUCUGCCCCAGCUCUGGCUCGGGCUCUGGCAGCUGAGUUUGGGAGCUGCCUGAGAAGUGAUUUCCCCCCUCGUAAAGGCAAAUGGCUGGCGUAGAAGCGUAAGCCGCCUCCACUCGUCGGAUCUGUGCUUGGUUCUUCUCUUGCACCUUGGGACUCGCGAUCGUCAUGCUGUGAUGUGUGCCGAGGGAGGAAUUGAUCACCUACACAACCUGGAUCUCUCCGCGUUUUGGACAUGACUGAGCCUCUUCAAUGGGCCAGAUAUCACUGGCAGCGACUGACCCGUGGUACCAACAGGGACGACGAUGAGAGACCAUACAACUAUUCCUCUCUGCUUGCCUGUGGGGGCAGGUCCUCUCAGACCCCCAAAGUGGCGGGAAAGCACCGGGUGGUUGUUCCCCACCUCCGGCCCUUCAAGGACGAGUAUGAAAAGUUCUCUGGAACCUACGUGAAUAACCGAAUACGAACAACAAAGUACACACUUCUGAAUUUUGUGCCAAGAAAUUUGUUUGAACAAUUUCACAGAGCCGCCAAUUUAUAUUUCCUGUUUCUAGUUGUCCUGAACUGGGUGCCUUUGGUAGAGGCUUUCCAAAAGGAAAUUACCAUGCUGCCUCUGGUGGUGGUCCUUACAAUUAUCGCAAUUAAAGAUGGCUUGGAAGAUUACCGAAAAUACAAAAUUGACAAACAGAUCAACAAUUUAGUAACUAAAGUUUACAGUGGGAAAGAGAAAAAAUAUGUCCACCGAUGCUGGAAAGAUGUUGCUGUUGGGGACUUUAUCCGCCUCUCCUGUAAUGAGGUCACUCCUGCAGAUAUGGUCUUACUCUUUUCCACUGAUCCAGAUGGAAUCUGUCACAUCGAGACUUCCGGUCUUGACGGAGAGAGCAAUUUAAAGCAGAGGCAGGUGGUUCGGGGAUAUGCAGAGCAGGACUCUGAAGUUGAUCCUGAGAAAUUCUCCAGUAGGAUAGAAUGUGAAAGUCCAAACAAUGACCUCAGCAGAUUCCGAGGCUUCCUAGAACAUUCCAACAAAGAACGUGUAGGUCUCAGUAAAGAAAAUUUAUUACUUAGAGGAUGCACCAUCAGAAACACAGAGGCCGUUGUGGGCAUUGUGGUUUAUGCAGGCCAUGAAACCAAAGCAAUGCUGAAUAACAGUGGUCCAAGGUAUAAGCGCAGCAAAUUAGAAAGAAGAGCAAAUACAGAUGUCCUCUGGUGUGUCCUACUGUUGGUUAUAAUGUGUUUAACUGGUGCAUUGGGUCAUGGAAUCUGGUUGAGUAGAUACAAAAACAUACUCUUUUUUAAUAUCCCUGAGCCUGAUGGACAUGUCCUAUCACCAGUGUUGGCAGGAUUCUAUAUGUUUUGGACCAUGAUCAUUUUGUUACAGGUCUUGAUUCCCAUUUCUCUUUAUGUUUCCAUCGAAAUUGUGAAGCUUGGACAAAUAUAUUUUAUUCAAAGUGAUGUGGAUUUCUACAAUGAGAAAAUGGAUUCUACUGUUCAGUGCCGAGCCCUGAACAUCACCGAGGAUCUUGGACAGAUUCAGUACCUCUUUUCUGAUAAGACAGGAACCCUCACUGAGAAUAAGAUGGUUUUUCGAAGAUGUAGUAUAGCUGGCUUCGAUUACUGCCAUGAAGAAAAUGCCAAGAGGUUGGAGUCCUAUCAGGAAGCUGUCUCUGAAGAUGAAGAUUUUGCAGACACUCUCAGCGGCUCCCUCAGCAAUGUGGCGAAACUGAGGGCCCCCAGCUGCAGAACGGUUCAUAAUGGGCCUUUGGAAAGUAAAUCCUCGAAUCAUCUUGCUGAGAGCUGUUUUGCUCUAGGAAGUGGAGAAGGAGCCAGUGAAGUGCCUCACUCCAGGCAGGCUGCUUUCAGUAGCCCCAUUGAAACAGAUGUGGUACCAGACACGAGACUUUUGGACAAGUUUAGUCAGAUUACACCUCAGCUAUUUACCCCACUAGAUGAGACCAUCCCAAAUCCACCCCUGGAGACUUUGUAUAUCAUCGACUUCUUUAUUGCAUUGGCAAUUUGCAACACAGUAGUGGUUUCUGCUCCUAACCAACCACGACAAAAGAUCAGACUCUCUUCACUGAGUGGAAUGCCCAUUAAGUCUUUGGAAGAGAUUAAAAACCUCUUCCAGAGAUUGUCUGUCCGAAGAUCGAGUUCACCAUCUCUUGCCAUUGGGAAAGAGCCAUCUUCUGGGGUCCCAAACGCCUUUGUGAACAGACUCUCUCUCUUUAGUCGAAUGAAGCUGGCUUCACCUGUGGAGGAAGAGGUCUCCCAGAUGAGCGAGAGCCCCCAGGGCUCUGAGAAUGCAGCUUGCCCUACAGAAAUAGAGAAACAAGACAGUGAUGCAGGCAUCACAAAUGGCAAGGUGGAAUCCCUCCCUGGACAGCCCUUGGCCUCCAAGCUGUGUUAUGAGGCCGAGAGCCCAGAUGAAGCAGCCUUAGUGUAUGCUGCCAGGGCUUACCAAUGCACUUUACAGUCCCGGACCCCCGAGCAGGUCAUGGUGGACUUUGCUGCUUUGGGACCAUUAACAUUUCAACUCCUACACAUCCUGCCCUUUGACUCAGUAAGAAAAAGAAUGUCUGUGGUGGUCCGACAUCCUCUUUCCAACCAAGUUGUGGUGUAUACAAAGGGUGCUGAUUCUGUAAUCAUGGAAUUGCUCUCCGUGGCUUCCCCAGAUGGAGCAAGUCUGGAGAAACAACAGAUGAUAAUAAGGGAGAAAACCCAGAAACACUUGGAUGACUACGCCAAACGAGGCCUGCGCACAUUGUGUGUAGCCAAGAAGGUCAUGAGUGACACUGAAUAUGCAGAGUGGCUGAGGAAUCAUUUUUUAGCUGAAACCAGCAUUGACAACAGGGAAGAAUUACUACUUGAAUCUGCCAUGAGGUUGGAGAACAAACUAACUUUACUUGGUGCUACUGGCAUUGAAGACCGUCUGCAGGAGGGAGUCCCCGAGUCUAUAGAAGCCCUUCACAAAGCUGGCAUCAAGAUCUGGAUGCUGACAGGGGACAAGCAGGAGACAGCUGUCAACAUAGCUUAUGCAUGCAAACUGCUGGAGCCAGAUGACAAGCUCUUUAUCCUCAGUACCCAAAGUAAAGAUGCCUGUGAGAUGUUGAUGGGCACAAUUUUGAAAGAACUUCAGAAGAACCCAGCCUCUACAGGGCAAGUGUCGUUAACUGAGAAUUUAUACCAGCCUCCUACCCCACAAGACUCAGGGCUGCGGGCUGGACUCAUUAUCACUGGGAAGACCCUGGAUUUUGCCCUGCAGGAGAGUCUGCAGAAGCAGUUCCUGCAGCUCACUGCUUGGUGUCAAGCUGUGAUCUGCUGCCGAGCCACGCCGCUGCAGAAAAGCGAGGUGGUGAAAUUGGUACGCAACCAUCUCCGGGUGAUGACUCUGGCCAUCGGUGACGGUGCCAAUGAUGUUAGCAUGAUACAAGUGGCCGACAUUGGGAUAGGGAUCUCAGGUCAAGAAGGCAUGCAGGCUGUGAUGGCCAGUGACUUUGCCGUUUCUCAGUUUAAACAUCUCAGCAAGCUCCUUCUGGUCCACGGGCACUGGUGUUAUACACGACUUUCCAACAUGAUUCUCUAUUUUUUCUACAAGAAUGUGGCCUAUGUGAACCUCCUUUUCUGGUACCAGUUCUUUUGUGGGUUUUCAGGAACAUCCAUGACUGACUAUUGGGUUUUGAUCUUCUUCAACCUCCUUUUCACAUCUGCCCCUCCUGUUAUUUAUGGUAUUUUGGAGAAAGAUGUGUCUGCAGAGACCCUCAUGCAACUGCCUGAACUUUACAAGAGUGGUCAGAAAUCAGAGGCAUACUUACCCCUCACCUUCUGGAUCACCGUGUUGGAUGCCUUUUAUCAAAGUCUGGUCUGCUUCUUUGUGCCUUACUGCACCUACAAGGGCUCAGACAUUGACAUCUUUACAUUUGGAAACCCCCUGAACACGGCUGCUCUGUUCAUCAUUCUCCUCCAUCUGAUAAUUGAAAGCAAGAGUCUGACCUGGAUCCAUGUGCUGGUCAUCAUUGGUAGCAUCUUGUCUUAUUUCUUCUUUGCCUUGGCUUUUGGAGCCAUGUGUGUAACUUGCAAUCCACCAUCCAACCCCUACUGGAUUAUGCAGGAGCACAUACUGGAUCCAGUAUUCUACUUAGUUUGUGUCCUCACAACCUAUGUUGCUCUUCUGCCCAGGUUUAUAUACCGAGUGCUUCAGGGAUCCCUGUUUCCAUCUCCAAUUCUGAGGGCUAAGCACUUCGACAGACUAACUCCAGAGGAAAGGAUUGAAGCUCUCAAGAAGUGGAGAGGGACUGGAAAGAUGGGUCAAGUGACAUUUAAGUAUGUUGACCACUCAGCUACCAAGUCAGAGAGAAGACCCACGUCUGGCUCUUCUGAUGUCUUUGCAAUGAUGUCAGCAACUUCUUGUGCUGUUGAGCAAGAAAACUUAUCUGUACAUGAAACUGCUUUAGACUCAGACUACUCUGACAUGAAGCCCUCAGGGAUAGCUGGACCUGCAAAGGGUUAAAAAAGUAGGAUAUCCUCCUUGGAGUUACAAGUAUUUCUUCAAGUUUGGAAGAGGGACUUUGAAGAGGCAUCUCUACCAAGCAAGAAUGACUGGGAUAUUUCCUUAAGGGACUUUUGAACAUUUUACUUGGCUUGGAAAAGCCGAUGUGAUGACCUUUAUUGUAUGUUUGUAGAUACAUUUGCAAAAGAAGACAGAGUUUGACCUGGACAGAGUUUGAGGAAGUGAAAUAUUUAAUUCAGAAUCAAAUGCUUUUAUGAAACUUUUUGGAUUUUGUAAAAGCAUUUUAAUUGUCUUAGAAAUACAAACAUUUUCAAGGGGAUUCAUUUGAGAUGUAUUUAUUUUACUGGGAGAUCUCAAAUUCCAGGGAAAUGCUUUAAAUGAGCAGACUUCAAUCUGAAUGUUUUUUUAACUAAGAAAAAAAGUAGUUUUUAGACUGAUUAGUUAGAACUCAGGAGAAUUCCACAAGAAAAAAUGUUAUAAAUGGUUAAUUUCCAGAGAAAAAAUUCCUAAGAGCCUUUUAAACAACAGUGUACCUAAAAUAGGGUAAUAAUUGUACUAUUUAAAAUAUAGUGAUUAUUAGUAGAUUUUUAUUUCCUAUGGGAAGAUGCUUUUGGUCUUCUAACUGAAGAUCUUAGGCAUAACUCUCUGCUCAUUUCAGUGUUCUCCUGAGGUGGAGCCUCCAUUGCGAUGGGGCAGGAGGGUGCCAGGGUUCCAUAGGAACAUGUUCCUCUCUCAGCUUCUAGUCAAAAGGAGACCUUUUAUGAGGGCUGCUUCUGUGCAGAUGUUGUCAUUUGGGAAACAGAGGCCACUGGUGAGGCAGACAGAAUCAGCUGAGCCUAUAGCCCAUUUGGCAAUUUCCUGUAUUCUAAAACUGACAAUGAAAAAUGAGACAAUCAAUUUCAAAACAAUCUUCAAGAGACCAUCUGAGGGUUCACAGUCUUUACAAUACUCUACAACUUUUCUGGAGUUGUAACCUCUAAAAAUGAGAUAUUAUAAAUUGAGACUAAUACAGGUGGUUCUCAGGAGGUUCUUAAAAAAAUUUGUUUUUUAAUACAUUUUAGGACAGGAAUGUCUAUAGCAGUUUAACUGCUGUUGCAAAUCAUGUAUGCUGGCUUUAGUUGGAACAAAGAAACUACUUUAUACCAAGUAAGGAAGUAAGGCCAGGUGUUAUUAUAAGAUCAUGUAUUCUUGUUGGGUUCUUUUUUAAAAUUCUAUAUCUGUUCAUCUGAAAAUUGUCACCCACCAAUCACCCAGAAUUUCCUUCAUGAAAUCUCCAUGCUAGUGUUUCAUGUGUAUAUCAAGAUCUUCUUAAUGACUAUUAAACGAUUCUUCUCAGGGCGUACUCUUCUACCUGCUGCCUACUGUCCUGGUCUGACACUUUUUGUAGCCUUCUGAUAUUAUUGCAAAUAGUCUUUUAUAUAGACAUUUCUAGAACUUUCAAAAUCCCACAUGGCUAAUGGAGGUUGCUUUCUGUUUUCUUAUGAUUUUUUUAAAUAAACUGUUUAAUAAAUAACGUGUACCAAAAAUUGUCAUCCCUCCUGUAGAUACUCACCGAAUCCAACAGUAAUUGGUACCAGAACUUAGAAGGAAAAUCCCAAAGCCCACCUUUUACCAGAAUAUUGUUUUGGCCUUUUCUUAUAUGGAAAAAUCAGUGAUGUCUUAUCAUCUGUUAUCCUCAUAGCAGCUGGCAUUCAU
Molecule: messenger RNA, 6217 nt
Organism: Diceros bicornis minor
Lineage: Eukaryota; Metazoa; Chordata; Mammalia; Perissodactyla; Rhinocerotidae
Gene: ATP10D
Product: ATPase phospholipid transporting 10D (putative)
Exons: 23
Coding region: 254-4522 (1422 amino acids)
Biological process (GO): phospholipid translocation
Cellular component (GO): plasma membrane
Molecular function (GO): ATPase-coupled intramembrane lipid carrier activity; ATP hydrolysis activity; magnesium ion binding
Source: RefSeq, a predicted model, not a curated record